This is a messenger RNA of Impatiens glandulifera, 2722 nucleotides long. RefSeq names its product exocyst complex component SEC15A-like. Bases 314 to 2680 code for a protein of 788 amino acids. The record is from RefSeq and is a predicted model, not a curated record. Gene Ontology annotation, cellular component: exocyst; membrane. The transcript has 2 exons. Gene Ontology annotation, biological process: intracellular protein transport; Golgi to plasma membrane transport; exocytosis. Lineage: Eukaryota; Viridiplantae; Streptophyta; Magnoliopsida; Ericales; Balsaminaceae.
AAAGGUAAAAAAUAAUAUAAAAAAUAAGAUCCUUUAUUUCAGGUUUCUUCCUUGUUAUGAACACCCAUAACUUUGUAUUCACAGAAGCUCUCGUCUUCUUCUUGCUGUAAGAUUGUUCGUUGCCAACCGCUUCUUCAUCUUCUACCACGCUACAGAUCUCCAUAUAUCGUCAUUCUUAUGGCCACGACUGUUGCACGAACAGAUCUAAUUACGGCGACCGACGUUGAUGCAUGACCAGAUCCUCCAUCGUCGGAGAACUCUACUGCCAACGCUUUUCUUUGCCUAGAUUGCUUCCAAAGUUCUAAACCUAAUCAUGGCCUCAAAGCCAAAGAGGAAAACAGUAACUGAUCAGAACGGUGAUAUUGGUGAGGAUCUGGUACUUGCUACAUUGAUAGGAAAUGGUGAGGAUUUGGGACCAAUGGUUAGACAUGCUUUUGAAAUGGGAAGACCUGAAACCCUACUCCAGCAACUUAAGUUUGUGGUAAAGAAGAAAGAAGUUGAAAUUGAAGAACUCUGUAAGUUGCAUUACGAAGACUUCAUUCUAGCUGUUGAUGAGCUCCGUGGUGUUCUUGUUGAUGCUGAGGAAUUGAAAGGUGAACUUGCAAGUGAUAAUUUCAGAUUACAAGAGGUUGGUAGUGCUCUUCUACUUAAACUUGAAGAAAUGCUUGAAUCGUAUUCAAUCAAGAAAAACGUAACAGAAGCAAUCAAGAUGUCGAGAAACUGUGUUCAAAUACUAGACCUCUGCGUCAAAUGUAACAUCGACAUUACAGAAGGAAGAUUCUACCCUGCAUUGAAGAUCAUUGAUCUUAUUGAAAAGAAAUAUUUACAAACCACACCUGUUAGAACAGUGAAAACGAUGAUUGAUAAGAGAAUUCCAGCAAUCAAAUUACAUAUCGAGAAAAGGGUCACUAGUCAAGUAAACGAAUGGCUCGUCCAUGUAAGAAGCACUGCAAAGGACAUUGGACAAACCGCGAUUGCUCAUGCUGCUUUGACUCGACAGAGAGAUGAAGAAACGUUGGAUCGUCAAAGGAAAGCCGAAGAACAAAGCUGUUCAGGCCUAGGAGAUUUCACAUGUACUUUGGACGUUGAAGAAAUUGAAGAGGAUUCAAUUCUCAAAUUCGAUCUUACUCCAAUUUACCGCGCUUAUCACAUCCAUACAUGCUUAGGCCUCCGAGAACAGUUUCAUGAUUAUUACUACAAAAACAGAACAUUACAGCUAAACUCAGACCUUCAAAUCUCAAUGAACCAACCUUUCCUCGAAUCCCAUCAAGUCUAUCUAGCUCAAAUCGCGGGCUAUUUCAUAGUUGAAGACCGAGUGUUGAGAACCGCCGGUGAUCUCCAGACAACAACUAAAGUCGAGACGAUGUGGGAAACCGCCGCUGCUAAAGUGACCGCGAUUCUAAAAGUUCAAUUCUCGAGAAUGGACACCGCCAGCCACAUUCUAUUGGUGAAGGAUUACGUGACUCUUCUGGGUAUGACGAUUAAACAAUACGGCUACGAAACGGGUGCGAUUAUGGAGACGCUGAACUGCAGCCGGGAGAAAUAUCAUGAACUCCUUUUAGCUGAGUGCGGCCUACAAAUCAAUGAUGUCCUGUCAAGUGACUCGUUCGAGCAAAUGAUGAUGAAAAGGGAGGCGGAUUAUCAAGCGAGCGUUCUGGUUUUCCAUUUACAAUCCUCCGAUAUAAUGCCAGCUUUUCCUUACGUCGCUCCAUUCUCCUCCAUGGUACCCGAUUGCUGUCGUAUAAUCCGGUCCUUCAUAAAGGACUCUGCCAAUUACUUAUCCUACGGUAGCAACGUAAACGUAUUCGAUUACGUUAAGAAAUAUUUAGACAGGCUUUUAAUCGACAUACUAAACGAAUCGAUUCUCAACACAAUUCAAAGCGGUUCGACGGGGGUAUCUGAGGCAAUGCAGAUAGCAGGAAACAUAGCUGUUCUCGAGAGAGCCUGCGAUUUCUUUCUUCAACACGCGGCUCAGCAAUGCGGGAUACCCAUCCGAUCAGUUGAAAGGCAUCAGGCUACUCUAGCGGCUAAGGUCGUUCUGAAGACAUCAAGAGAUGCAGCCUACCUCGCUCUGUUGAGUUUAGUUAACAAUAAGCUUGAAGAUUCGUUGGCUUUAGCGGAUAAUAUGAACUGGAUUCCCGACGAAACGCCUGGAGGCAGUCAUGAAUUCAUGAACGAGGUGAUUAUUUAUCUGGACACUGUUUUAUCAACUGCUCAACAGCUGCUGCCGUUGGAGGCGUUGUAUAAAGUUGGAGUUGGAGCAUUUGAACAUAUAUCGUAUACCAUUGUGGCUGCGUUUCAGAGUGAUUCUUUGAAGAGGUUUAACGCUAAUGCGGUGAUUGGGGUUAACAACGACGUGAAGGCAUUGGAAGCUUUUGCGGAUGAGAGGUUUCAGAGUACUGGUUUGAGUGAGAUUUAUACUGAAGGGAGUUUUCGUGCUUACUUGAUUGAAGUUAGGCAAUUGGUUAAUCUUCUUCUUAGUAGUCAGCCUGAGAAUUUCAUGAAUCCUGUUAUAAGACAGAGACAUUAUAGUACGUUGGAUCAUAAGAAAGUGGCUUUGAUUUGUGAGAAGUUUAAGGAUUCUCCUGAUGGUUAUUUUGGUAGUCUUUCUCGUGGAGCUCAAAAUCCUCGUACUAAAUCAAUGGAGGUCUUGAAGAGACGAUUGAGGGACUUCAAUUAAUCAUGUUUUGAUAACUCUUUACAAUUGUAAGUUUUUACUUAC